AUGACACGUCCUCCAGGUCAAGAACCUCCAGAUGAGCUGUGGAGAUCCCACGAUGCAUCUGAAUACCGGGCCUCCAGUCCAGAUACACUCGCAUCCGGAACACAUUCCGGUGGCACUGAUGAGCUUCAAGAGGACGACGGGGAGGACGGCGUGCUGUUCCGUGCAUCAACUGCAAGGUCACUCAACCGGCAAUCAGAAAGGCUGGAUGACGAAAUGCUGGCGUCGGAAACCCUGCAUGAAGCGCAUGAAGCGCACCACAAGUCAGAGGAGCACAAGGUGCAGCUUGCGUCGCAGAAAGCGGUGCCGCUGGUGGAGACGCAGUGGUUCGCCACGAUCAUGGCCACCGUGGUUCUGACCAACUCGGUAGUCAUUGGCCUGGAACUGGAGCUGAAAGAUGUGGCGCCGGCUGUGUUCUCCAUCACCAACAACGGGUUCCUGCUGAUCUACAUGUGUGAAAUCUUUCUCCGAUUCUUGGCUCGCGGCCUUCCAGCCAUCAAAGAUCCUCUUACAUGCCUGGAUAUCGCACUGGUGCUCUUAACCUUCGUGGAACGCAUGGCUGCGGGGGCUUCCAUGGCCCGGUCAUUGCCAUCCAUCCGAUUGCUCAGGUUGCUUCGGCUUAUCCGUGCCUUCAAGAGCAUGUCGAAGUCAAAAGAGCUGAUCGUAUUGCUUGGUGGCACGAGCAAGGCGGCCAGGACACUUCUGUGGACAAUCUUGUUCUUGUUCUCCAUCGUAUGGACCGCUGGUGCUUGUACACGGCAGGUCAUUGGGAGAUCGCCGGUCUGGAACGGCAGCACCAAUCCGCUUCAAGAGUUUGAGCCGUUCUCAACUUUCGACAAUCGCGAAUACUUUGGAAAUAUUUGGAUGAGCUUCUUAACGAUGUUUCAAGUGGUCACCAACGCACAGUGGGCGGACCAUGUUGGGCGACCAGUGGUUUUCAAAUAUCCCGGUUUGGCCGUCUUCUUUGCCUUCUUCUUGUUGAUGACCACUUUUGGCUUGGUGACGUGCAUCGUUUCAAACAUCGUGCAGGAUUCCUUGGAGUCAUCGCGAGCUUUCGAGAAGGCUUUGAAGGAGAUCGAGCGAGAAAAUCGACGCCUGUCCGGCCUCAGAGCACGACGCCUGCUGUUGCUCAUCGAUGAGGACGGCGACGGCGAGUUGAGUCUAACUGACUUGGAAAAAGCCUUGGAAAACGAGGAAUUCGUUGAGAUCCUGAGGCUCCUGGAGGUCCCUGUCAUGAAUGCAGAGAAUCUCAUGCGACUGUUUGACCGCGUGGGGCGCGGACAGGUGAGCUUUACAGAAUUGGUGGAAGGCAUCACUUCCAUGCUUGAGGACAUCAACCCAAAGGACUAUACCAAGCUCGCACUAUGGUCCGACAGUCUCAUGAAGCGGAUGGAGAUGCUGGAACAGCGUUGCAAUUUCUUGGCGGACAUGGUAGUCGACUUGCGCCGACAGAUUGAGGAGUGCUUCAAUUGCCUCGCUCUCUUUAUUGACUCGCGUGAGAACACGGAGCUCUACUAUCGAGCAUUGCGUGCCAUUCGCUCGGCACCACCGCCGGUACCUGUAGAUAUCCGGGUGGCUCUUGGCCUCGAGACCAAGAAGGAGAAGUUGACAGAGAACGAGGCGGAAGCGCUCAUGAAUUUUGCCAGGCGUUACAUCGCUCCCAAGCAGCAUUCCAAGAAGAGGGUCCUGCAAGAUGACUCCGACGGGUCUCCCAG
Molecule: messenger RNA, 1712 nt
Organism: Symbiodinium necroappetens
Lineage: Eukaryota; Dinophyceae; Suessiales; Symbiodiniaceae
Source: the annotation of a GenBank genome assembly